AUGUCCCAAGAUCCUCAGGCGCUGCUCCAAAAGGCCGAGCAGGCGUUGCGCGGUGCCGGCGGCGGCUUCAGCUUCUUCGGCGGCCGUGAGGAAAAGUACCAGAAUGCGGCCGACCUGUUCACCCAGGCGGCCAACGCCUUCAAGAUGCAGAAACAGAGUACGUUGGACCCCGAUCACGGUGCGGAAACGACACGAAACCCGAGCCGGUCACUGACAGGCGGUUACGGUGCAGACGUCGAUGCUGGCAAGGCCUUUGAGCAGGCGGCGCAAAUACAGACCAACAAGCUUAACGAGCUCGACGAUGCCGCCAACACGCUCAUCGACGCCUUCAAGGCCUACCGCAAGGACGACCCCAAAGCGGCCGCGCGGUGCCUCAACGUCGCCAUCGACCGGUACUGCGCCAAGGGAAAUUUUCGAAGGGCGGCCUCGCACAAGGAGAGCUUGGGGGAGCUGUACGAGCAGGAUCUGGACGACACCAAGGCCGCCGUCGAGUGCUACGAGGCGGCCGCCUCGUGGUACGAGGGCGACAACGCAACCGCACUCGCCAACAAGCUGUGGCUCAAGGUGGCCGACGUUGCCGCCCUCGACCAAGACUAUUACAAGGCCAUCGAAAACUACGAAAAGGUGGCGGAGCAGUCGGUCAGCAACAACCUCAUGAAGUACAGCGUCAAGGAGUACCUCCUCAAGGCGGGCAUCUGCCAACUCGCCAGCGGCGAUCUCGUGGCGACGCAGCGGGCCCUCGAACGGUACCGGGACAUGGACCCUGCCUUUGCGGCGGCGCGCGAGCAUCUGCUGCUAUCGGACCUGUGCGAAGCUGUCGAGGCCAAGAGCCAGGAGCAGUUUACCGACAAGCUGUUCCAGUACGACCAGGUCAGCAAGCUGGAUAAGUGGAAGACGACAAUUCUCGUGAGGGUCAAGGCGACGAUUGAAGAGGCCGACGAUGAGUUUGCCUGA
Messenger RNA from Drechmeria coniospora, 954 nucleotides. RefSeq names its product NSF attachment protein. The record is from RefSeq and is a predicted model, not a curated record. Bases 1 to 954 code for a protein of 317 amino acids. Lineage: Eukaryota; Fungi; Ascomycota; Sordariomycetes; Hypocreales; Ophiocordycipitaceae. Gene Ontology annotation, biological process: intracellular protein transport; SNARE complex disassembly. Gene Ontology annotation, molecular function: soluble NSF attachment protein activity; syntaxin binding. The transcript is spliced from 3 exons. Gene Ontology annotation, cellular component: SNARE complex; vacuolar membrane.